Molecule: messenger RNA, 933 nt
Organism: Dipodomys spectabilis (banner-tailed kangaroo rat)
Lineage: Eukaryota; Metazoa; Chordata; Mammalia; Rodentia; Heteromyidae
Product: putative olfactory receptor 9A1
Biological process (GO): G protein-coupled receptor signaling pathway
Cellular component (GO): membrane
Molecular function (GO): olfactory receptor activity; G protein-coupled receptor activity
Source: RefSeq, a predicted model, not a curated record
AUGGUACAGAAUUACACUAGCGCCACAGAAUUUCUCCUCUUAGGCUUUCCUGGUUCCAAGGAACUGCAUCAUAUUCUCUUUGCCACCUUCUUCUUGCUCUACUCAGUGACAACAAUAGUGGGAAACACAGUCAUCAUCACCACCAUCUGUGCCAAUUAGCACCUGCAGUCUCCCAUGUACUUCUUCCUCAGCCAUCUCUCUGUCCUGGAGAUCUUGCUGACUUCCACUACUGUUCCUUUCAUGCUUCAAGGGAUGCUACUGACAAGGACUCAGCUGAUGUCUUUAGCUUCAUGUUGUGCAUAGCUCUAUUUGUACCUGGCUGUGGGCAGCUCAGAGUUGGUAUUAUUAGGUAUGAUGGCUAUGGACUGCUAUGUGGCUGUAUGUAACCCUUUAAGGUUUGGUAUCAUCAUGAGCAGCUGCACCUGCAUCUGCAUGGUCAUUGUGUCAUAGGAAUUUGGGUUCCUUUUUGAAAUCUGAUCAGUCUAUGCCACAUUCCAACUCACUUUCUGCAAAUCAAAUGAUGACCAUUUUUACUGUGACAGAGGACAGUUGCUCAACCUCUCCUGUGAUGACACUCUUCUGACGUUCAUCCUUUUUCGAAUGGCUGUUUUCAUUAUCAUUGGUUCUUUGAGCCCUGCAGUCUUCUACACCUACAUCAUCUCCACCAUCCUCAAGAUCCCCUCAGCCUCUGGCCGGAGGAAAGUCUUCUCCACCUGUGCCUCUCACUUCACCUAUGUUGUGAUUGUCUAUGGCUGCGUCUUCCUCCACAUGAAGCCAAAGCAAAUGCAGGCAGCCAACAACAGGAUAGCAUCACUGCUGGUUUUAGUGGUGGCUCCUUUUCUGAAUCCUUUCAUCCUCACUCUCCAGAAUGAAACAUUCAUACAGGCCUUUCAGAGUGGCAUAAAACACUUCUAUCAGCUUCUUAGGGAUUAA